UUUCUGAAUAUGAAGUCACAAAUAUCCUUCCUGCUGGUGCUGCUUUUUAUGAACAUUGUUCGGGGCGGUGAAGGCUUUUAUCCUGAACGAUAUCAGGAACGAUAUCAGAAACACCCAGGCGUGCCAAUGAAAGGGCCAGCAUUCCUACCUUUCAACAUGAAAAGUCAUGUUGUACAGACUCGAGGAGAGCAAGGACCAGCUGGACCAGCUGGCCCCCCUGGCGCUCCUGGCCCAAGAGGACUCCCAGGCCCUUCAGGAUCUCCAGGAAAACCAGGAUAUGGAAGCCAAGGGGCUCCAGGGCCACAGGGGCCCCCAGGACCACCAGGACUUUCAGCUGUUGGAAAGCCAGGCGUGCCAGGCUUACAAGGAAGACCAGGGGACAGAGGACCGUCUGGUGAAAAGGGAGACAUGGGACCUGCUGGUCUUCCCGGCCCAAGAGGUCCCCCAGGGGCCCCUGGAAUUCCUGGCCCCGCUGGGAUUUCUGUUGCUGGUAAACAAGGACUGCCAGGGCCACAGGGUCUUAGGGGUGCCUCUGGAGAAAAAGGUGAGCCGGGCAUCCCUGGUUUAAAUGGACAGAAGGGAGAAACAGGGUAUGGGGCUCCAGGUCGCCCAGGGGAGAAAGGUCCACCAGGGCCACAGGGGCCUGCGGGGCCACCAGGACUUGCAGGGAUAGGGAAGCCAGGAGAAAGGGGAUUUCCAGGGCAACCAGGUAUUAAAGGGGAUCGGGGGUUUCCAGGCAGCGCAGGACCAGUUGGCACCCCAGGGCCCCAAGGACCUCCAGGGGAACGCGGAGAACCAGGAAUAGGGAAGCCUGGGCCCAGUGGAUCACCGGGUUUACCAGGCAGUCCUGGGGCAAAAGGGCUCCCAGGGCCUGCAGGCUUGACUGGACCUGCUGGUCUCCCAGGAUUUGGAAAACCAGGGUUGCCUGGCAUGAAGGGAAACAGAGGGCCUGAAGGUCUUCCCGGCAUCCCAGGAGGCAAGGGAGAACAAGGUCCUAUGGGAGCCCCUGGGGAGGCAGGGCCAUCUGGGCCCCCAGGGAAUACAGGCCCCCAAGGGCUCCGAGGUGCACCUGGUGAAAAUGGCACACCUGGCCUAAAGGGUGAAAGAGGACCUGCAGGGGCAGCAGGGUUCCCAGGCAUUAAAGGAGAGCGUGGUCUACCAGGAGUAGAUGGAAAACCAGGAUUUUCAGGGGAGCCAGGAAUUCCUGGUCCCAAAGGGCAGCCAGGGUUUCCAGGCCCCAAAGGGGAUGCUGGUCAUGCUGGGCCACCUGGCCUUCCUGGACCAAUGGGUGCAUCAGGACCUAAGGGAGCAGAUGGAAUUGAUGGUGAACCCGGGCCCAGAGGGUCACCUGGAAUACCAGGUACAAAAGGACCAGUGGGUCCUCCAGGUAUUCCAGGAAUCCCUGGCAGCAAAGGAGACACAGGUGUACCAGGAUUACCAGGUCCAGCUGGCAUUGCUUCAAAGGGUAUGGAUGGGCCUAUGGGACCUACUGGGCUUCCAGGUCCCAAGGGUCACCCUGGACAGCCUGGGCUGCCAGGCCCCCCAGGUCCACCUGGUCCCCCGGGUCCUGGAAUCCCACAAGGUCAGGCCAUAGCAGGCGUCCCUGUUAUAAAAGCUGGUGGUGCAAUCCAAGGCCUUACUGGCAUGCCAGUCUCAGCUUUCAGUGUCAUUCUUUCAAAAGCUUACCCUCCAUCAGCUGCUCCCAUAAAAUUUGACAAGAUUCUGUACAACAGACAACAACACUAUGACCCCAGGUCGGGAAUUUUCACCUGCAGAAUACCCGGACUUUACUAUUUUGCUUACCAUGUUCAUGUGAAAGGAACACAUGUGUGGGUUGGCCUAUACAAAAACGGUUCACCCAUCAUGUACACAUUUGAUGAGUACAAGAAAGGAUACCUUGAUCAAGCUUCUGGUAGUGCUGUUGUUGAUCUAAUGGAAAAUGAUCAAGUCUGGCUGCAACUCCCCGACAAUGAAUCAAAUGGCCUCUUUUCUUCAGAGUAUGUCCAUUCCUCUUUCUCAGGUUUCUUAUUUGCACAAAUAUAACAUCCCAUCAAGAUCAAAGUUUUAUACUACUAGAUAUCUAGUAGCAACUGAACACAACACAUAAUUACAUUUCUAAGGCAAAUGUUGCAUGGUGCAUAUCUUAGGUGCUAU
Molecule: messenger RNA, 2154 nt
Organism: Anolis sagrei ordinatus
Lineage: Eukaryota; Metazoa; Chordata; Lepidosauria; Squamata; Anolidae
Gene: COL10A1
Product: collagen type X alpha 1 chain
Molecular function (GO): protein binding
Source: RefSeq, a predicted model, not a curated record